Messenger RNA from Drosophila bipectinata, 2743 nucleotides. It is a transcript of the gene rec, whose product is annotated as recombination-defective. Gene Ontology annotation, molecular function: single-stranded DNA binding; ATP binding; single-stranded DNA helicase activity. Gene Ontology annotation, cellular component: nucleus; MCM complex. The record is from RefSeq and is a predicted model, not a curated record. NCBI's taxonomy places the organism in Eukaryota, Metazoa, Arthropoda, Insecta, Diptera, Drosophilidae.
GUUCCAUCACUAUUGAGGAGCGCGUAAAUUUGUAAACAUUCCAGGUCUAAAAUGAAUCCCCCACCGGCUCGAGGGCGGGCUCCUUCUCGUUUCGUGCGUGGGCGGGCCCGCGGAGGUGGUGCCUACCGUCCGUACUUUUAUUUCCGGCGAAAUGGGCGUGUCAUACCUGCCCGUGGCAACCGGCAACCAAAUCGGGAGGCCGCCACAGGUGAGGGAGGCACCAAUGCGGAUCCUCCGGCAACCCGUCAACCCAGGGGUUGGGGUCGGUCAUCCAACAAACGCGGUCGUGGCGCACCCAUGGACUGCAGCUUUUUGCGUCCAGAGAACUACGCUGCCCCCGAGGACGGGCUACUGGUUCAAAGUAUCGCUGUGGAUAAUCCUCGUGCAUAUUCCGGAUGGAGGUUGUACUUCUUGAGAGACACCUACACAGAGGACAGUGAUCUGGCGAAAAGGAUCAUGGCCGUGGAAGCUCAUUACCAAAGAAAUCCGCACAACUACGACUUUGUGAAGACCCGUGAUCGAGGAUUCUUCAGUUUAACGGCUUCACAGAUCCUACAGGAUGCGCAGCUAAAGGAAGUGUGGCCCGGGCUAGAGGAGGACAUCAAGGAACACCCCCUGCGAACACUUUCGACUCUUUCUCUGGCCAUGCACACUGUGGUUGUGAACCAUUUUCUGGACGCCUCGGAUACUGCCAUGGGCGCCGUUUCCACGCCAGAGCAGUACGUGCCACCAACCCAGCGACUGCGCAAAAUCUAUGCAAGGCCAUUAGGCUUUAUACCCGUUAAUUCGCUGAGCAGCAUCGGCCACGACCGCGUGGAUACUCUAUUCGCUAUCCACGGGACCGUGGCCAGCAUUGGAGAACCAACCUAUAACCUUGCGUGGCAGGCUUUCCGCUGCAGUCGCUGCCAAAUGGAGAUGGCAAUGCGUCAGCGUGGAACCUUUCAGCCACGUCCCUACCACUGCAAGAGAUCCGAGUGUGUGGCUCGCGAUGGAUUCCUGGUACUAAGAAGCUCCCCGUAUACACGACUUUCUGCCAGGCAGAUGAUCCGACUGGAGGAGUCUACCCUGUCUUUGAACGACUUUGAAAACACACCGCCGGAGGAAAUAGAUAUUGAAUUACGCCACGACCUGGUGGACUCUGUACGAGUUGGCCAGGUGGUGAUCAUCACGGGAGUGCUGAAGCUGCAGGAACUGGGAGAGGAUGAUGCCAGCAACGACCAAAAGCAGGCCUAUCUCAAAGCAGUCAGUAUUGAGGAUGCGGAAAAAAAGAAAACGGAGUUCAGCGAUCGGGAUCUGGAAGCAAUUGCCAUGAUCAACUCGGAGCCAAACAGCUUCAAGCUCCUGGUCCAGUCGAUAGCUCCCGAAGUCUAUGGACAUGAGCUGGCCAAAGCUGCCUGCCUGCUUUCGCUCUUGGGAGGCGACUCCCCCAUCCAUGUGCUGCUGGUGGGCGAUCCUGGCAUUGGAAAGAGCAAGAUCCUGCAGAGCUGCGCCCAGAUCAUGGAACGUGGUGCACACGUUAGCGGAAAAAAAGGGGCUCACUCGGCUCAGCAUUUGGGCGUGACCUUUUCGGGACGAAAUAAAAAGGUCCUGCAGGCAGGUGCAUUGAUGACCGCCGGCGCAGGAGGUCACUGCACUCUCGAUGACGUGGACAAGUUGGCCUCCAAGCAGGCCGUUCUCCUGCAGUGCCUACAAUCGGGCGAGAUUACCGUACAGCUUCCAGGAGCCUUUGGCUCCUUUCCGGCACGGCCCUCGAUUAUAGCUUCAGCCAAUCCGCAGCGAGGCCAGUACGAUGAAGGACGAUAUCUUCUCCAAAACAUCAACAUCACACCAGCCCUGUUGCAGGAGUUCCAUCUGGUCUACAUAUUACUCGACAAACCCUCGGAAAGAGACAAGUCCCUGACUGAACACGUGCGGGCUCUUCAUGCAGGGGCUAAGAAACGGGCCAGGAUCGCAGCUCGCUAUGCCCUCAAGCCCAAGAUCAGCGACUCCAUGUGCGAAGAUACGUCUUUCCGCGCUCCUGAAGUUGGCGGAGCAGAUGAAACUGUUAAGAAAGAGGAUGAAAACGACACCAUCAUGCAGCAGGACUAUGAUCUGGAUAAACGGUUGGAGCUCCUGCCGGAAGAUGUGGACCUGGAACUAGUGCCUCCUGUGCUCAUCAAGAAGUUCAUUACCUACGCCCGGCAACAAGUAACUCCCAAGUUGAGCGACGACGCCAUGAAUGCCAUCCUUCAGUACUUUCUGGAGCUGAAGGAGAGCAGUACUUCCUCUGACAACGACUCCGGCCCGAUAGGAGUAAGCCAACUUAAAGGCCUAAUCAGCUUGUCCCAAGCUCGUGCCCGCUUGGAUCUAUCUCUGAUGGUUACCAUCCAGCACGUGCGCGAUGUGAUCGCCCUUUUGACGGAAAGCAUCGCCCAGACCAGCCUCAAGACAGGUGAUGACCCCGGCCCCGGACGCAGUGCAUCCGGUCGAGGUGGUGGAGGCGGAAAAAGCGCCCAACUGCGCAAUUUCGUGGUCAUGAUGCAGCGGCGCGGAGAGGCACUGGGCCGGCGCAUUUUCGAGAUGGAGGAGCUAAAGGAGAUUGCAACGCGGGCGGGCAUCUUGACGGGCGUCAGCCAGCUGGUGGAGACCGCCAACAUGGGGGGCUAUUUGCUCAAGAAGGGUGCAAACAUGUACGAAGUGGUUCCGGACUAAACAAAGCGACAAUGACCGAGUCAAUAUUUACAGAAAGUCUCGUUCUAAGUGA